CGCCGUUCGCGUUCAGUUCGCCAGAACGCGUCGACCGAUUUGGGUGUACAGUGUGAGUGUGUGCUGCCGCCCGAGUUUUCCAUUGUACUGUCAAGAACCGUUUUCUGUCCACAGUUUUUCCUUUUUCUUUUUGUCGUUGUUUUGUGUUUUGUUGUGGAGCUGACUUGGGGUAGCGUGUGAGGUGUUAAGUGGUCCAAUUGAGAUCUUCCGGGCUUGGAUUGCGUGAGCCCGUUUGCGUCCAAUUGCAACAAAUUGCAGUGUCUCGACUCGGGACGUUGGGGACAAUACGGUCGACCCGGAAGACCUUCCAAAGGACUCGUCCAGUGAUUUCGGUGCUCCGCGUGUGUGUGCCGCUUCUGUGAGGUGAAUGAAGGCAGCGAGUGGAUAGGAAAAUCUGCCAGAAGUGAAAAGGGAUCUUUUUUGUGCAUUUGUGACUCUGGACGACUGCAAGGAUUCCGCCUGAGUCGCUGGUUUGCGGCACCACCCAAGGGCCAGGAGUGGGAAAUCCAAUCAACUGCCUUUCAUCACAUUGGGGAUUUUCACGCAAAUCAUAUCUUCCAGAACCUGUGGUUGAAUUUGCUCAGAUCGAUAUUCUACAAAAAGUCAAACUCCCAAAAAUGUACGCACAAUAACAAAUCCAGAUUACCAUGUCGCAGCCGGAAAACAAUUCACUGGAUAUACACCCACUAAACAAUUCGCAGCACUUUGACACUGAAAUACCAAAGUCUCAUUUGGAUGGACCAUUUUCAUUACCCUCCGUCCAGCAUUCUCCUUCAAUUCAAUCCAACAAAAAUGUCUGUGACGAAAUAUUAGAUAAUAAAAUGGCGGCUUUGGAGGUCAAUGACGCCUUAAUAAGUGAGAACAAUGUGAAAGGCGCCUGUGGGGCUGGCGGUGGAGGUGGAGGGGACGGAAGUGAUAGUGGUGUGGACAUUGCGAUCAAUUCAAAUCUUGGCUUGCAACGAGCAUUAAGUAGUACUAGUGCAGGAUAUGCAAGUAGUUGUUGUUGUAUUGACGAGCCCCACCAUGGAGAGGGUGGUGGCAACUUUUCAUGUGAUUCCAGUGUGAUUAGCUAUAGUUCAGAUGUUUGUGAAAAUAAUAAAACUGUGAGUACUGUUAUGAGCCAAAAUUCGAAUUUAGAAUGCACCAGUGAGAAUGGAAGCGAGAGUUCAUCAGUUGCAGGCGGGCCGAUAGUGAGGAAAGCGAGCAUAGUUAAAAAGAAAGAAUUGUCACCGCGCAAAGCAGCGGAUAUAAUGUCUGUUUCCACGCCUAGCUUAGGAAAGAGUAGGUCACGGGCUGGAUCCAGCGUUAGGCAUUUGGUAACCCCUAAAAGUUGUGGAGCUCCUAUACUUCAAACUAAAGAGCGUGCCCGAUCGCGUGAAAAGACUCCUGGAUUGCAGACAGCAUCCAGUAAAAGUAUAACCCCUCCAUACAGAUCUACACCAGUGAAACGUCCUGCAUUGCCAACUUCUUUGUCUAACUCGUCCAGUAUGCAAAGGUUUUCGAGCCUAACUCGUACUCCAUCGUUAUCGAGGGCUCGGACACCUGUUACUCCUACUGAUGACGGACGGUGGCCAUCAGUAGGUGGGCGUGGUAUGACGAUGAAUCAGAAGCGGGCAGGAUCCGCUGUGCCUGACUUGAGUGCCAUAAAAUCUAGAGUUAAUAUGAUAGAAAAUAAAUCUUCGUCUCCAAUUGACAAAUACGCUACACUCCCGCGUCGUAGAAAACAAAAAUCAUUUGAAGAUCUUCGUGGAGGGCGUAGUUCACGUAGUAGUUCAGCGUCUCGCGAAAAUAAGUUAUCCGCUUCCUCAGUAACUCCGCCUUCGAAGAAAACACCGACACCGCCGUCCCAAAAAUCGCUGCCACCCUUCCUGAAAACCCGGAAACUCGUUCCCCGAACCAAAAUCUACCACGAGAUAAGCGUCCAAACAGCAAUAACCGGUGAAGAUGUACAAAAAGCAUUUGCCGGUUCAGCGAAAACGAUCAAAGUUGAUGCGAUUGAAAUUUCGAAUAAAGAAACCCAGUCCGAUAUUCGGGACAAGGAAAUAGAAUCCCUAAACGAACAAUUACGAGCGUUAAACGAAAACUAUAAAGAGCUUCGCACGAAAUUGUGCGAACGCAAGCGAAUGGUAGUGAAUAUGGAGCAACAAUUGAAUCGCGAACGAAAAGAAAGACUCGCUGCACAGGCAGAGCUUCACUUGAAUACGGAGCGAGUUAUUGGUAUGCUGGAAUUGACUAGAGGUACUCCAACUGAGGAGGAAGGAUUCGAUAGCCUUCUGAUGUUGGAAUCGCAAAUUCAAAUGUCUGGUCAUGAGCUUGAAGAGAAGCAACAGGAGAUCAGUAAGUUAAGGACAAUUUGUCGAACGUUACAGCGUGAAAUGGAACGAUCUUUGGCUGCUCAGGAGGCAUUAGCUCAACAGAAAGCUACAAUUGAAAAGGAGUCAUCGGAACUUCAAGAUUUCUUACAAACAGAAAAAUUAGUAAUGUACGAUUCACUUCGUGAAAUGGAAGUCGAAAAUGCCGAAUUGAAAAAACUCGUUGACGAGAAGUCAUUGGAAAUUAUGAGAUUACGCGAUGAAUGUCGACAUUUGGUGCGAGUUAACGAGCAGAGGAGACAAGAAAACAAAGGGAUGCAAACCAAAUACACAGCCUUGGAGUGCAGGAGUAAGGAGCUUAUCGUCCAGCAGAAUUCAGCUGUAUCGGGAGCAUCAAUGGCAUUAUCCGGUCUGAAUUCUCGACUCGACAAUCUUGUAGAACAACUAAUUUCCUCCUAUAAUAUUUCGGAGCAAGAUUUAGAGGAUGUAGUAUUUCAUAAUGAAGCGUAUACAAAUAGUGCGAGUAGCGGUGAAGGUAGUCCCGAGUGUGAAACAGCUGCCAUUGCUAUCAAGGGUGGUGAUCAGAAUGAUGGCUCUUUGUCGCCGCAAAGAAACCAAUCAUUUAUUGCAGCCGUAAUAAGUGCCAUUAGGAGUGCAACAACCUCUGGUAAGAAGUUAACACGCGUUCGAAAGUUGACAGAGGAGCGAAAUGGAGAAGAAUCGGAUUCAACGGAAAUGUUGGAUUCGGAAACGGAGCCAUGUUUGAUGAUGGAUAAUGUUUUGGAGGACGUACCGAUGCACGAUUCUCAUUCCCAUAAUAUGGUUUCAUCGGCUGGAAUGAUUUCGCAAAUUGAUAAUUCUUUGAAUGCAGUAUCACAAGGGGAUGAGUCGUUACAUAAUUUGUCACAGGCCAUUGCCAAUAGACAACAGCUUGAAUUGCAAAUCAACUCGCUGGCAGCUGUGCAAAAAUCAGCGUUGUUAAGGCACCAGUCAGAGAACAGUACAUCCGAGGAUAUCAGUGGUCAUGAUUCAAUCGCUGAAAUGCCAUCAAUAAGCGAAUACUGUUCCGCCCAGGCGCUUGUCGAUCAAGUCAUCGAAGUCGAUAAUUUGGUAACAAAACUUCUGAAGGUGUUAAGACUGAUUCAAAUGGACAACGAUAAUUGCAUCCAACAAUUAAUAACAGACAAAAACAAACUGCAACUUAACAAAGAAGAGAUGCUUGAAAAACUCAAAGAAUUGGACGAUCGUAAUAACAAAUUGACUGACGAACUGAUGGAUGUAACGCAGCAAUUGAUACUAAAAGGAAAUGACUUAGCUACAAAUAAAACGGAAUUGCAAAGGCAUCGAAAUGAAAUUGAUAGACUUAAUCAAGAUAUUUGCAAUUUGAGUACGCUAUGCAGUCAAUCCAGGCAGCUAAAGAAACAGCGACACCUGCAACAACAAGAAUAUGAUAAUUACAAUCAAAAUGAGCCCGAGUUGGUGAAGACAAUAAGUCGUGAUGAGUUGCUGACAUCGUUACGUAGAUGGCAGGAGAGUGGUCAUUUACCAGAACCGGAAAUUAUAGCACAUAUUGUGGCAGCAUGCAAUGAGAUUUCAAAUAUCCGUGAAAUGCAUAUAUCCGCAUCGAAUUCGAACCCAGGAAACAGUUGUCUUUAUCAACUACCAACUGCUUGGCAACAAAAUGCAAUCCGUGAAACAAAGCGACAAUACGAAGCUAUCGACCGUGCUCUGGAGGUGCUAAAUGGCUUACAAUCCCUGGUCGAACAAUGUCCCGCUUUGGCAAAACUCCAACAGGACCUAGAGGAGACAAAUUUCAAAUCAGCAGGAGUGAUUCCUAUGUAUACAACUGUUUUGACUGGAAUAUCUCCUGAUCAGGACAUCGAGGAGGAUGUGAAUGCCAACGAGUCGCCGACAUUGAGUUCAAAUGGAAAUCAAACACAAAUCAAUUCACCCGCCUAAGGGUUGGUAAUUUUUAAUAAUGUGUGAUAAUAGUAUGUUUUAAUUUUAAAGAAUAAUGAGUGUCAAAGGAAGUAUCUUUGGCUUAUGAGAAGGAAGAUUACAAAUAGAAAGAGAUUAUAAUGGAAUAAAAUGAAAAACGGAAUUUUAAAGUAGCUCUCUCCUCCCGGGGGAUGAACGUUAUCGUGAAAAUAUUCUUCUCAUAUCUUUCGUCUCCAAAUUUUAUUGAGAUUGUAAUGUAAAAAUGGUUUCAAAUUUCGUCAAAAGUGGCUUUCGCUAAGCCACAAAAAUAGUUUCAUAGAAAAGAUUUUUGGUGAUUUGAAAAUCUGCAUAUAAUUUACAAUAAAAGAUUUCCUGGAAUUGCUCAUGUUUCAUGUAUUAUUCAGUGGAUUUCUAAUUUAGGAUGAAAAAAUACUAAAAUAUUGUAUUACUGCGCAUGAAUUUACAAUUAGCAAAAGCUUAUUUAUAUAUAAAGCAAAAUAAUGAGCCAUAAGUGUAUCGAAACCAUCCAUUCCAAUUAAAUACGCAACAUCCAUCAAACUGGCAGAAUAUAUUCUGUUUCCUUUUGGUGCCUCAUAUUUUAUUUGGCAAGUGCUUCGAUGAGAUGUGAAUUGACUAGUUCCUUACCUGACUAGAUUGUAAAAAUUCCUAUGUUUCUAUUGAUCGUAAAAAAAGGGAUCGAAAAUUAUGGAAUCGUCCAUUAAACGAACAUAGGACAAUUCGACAAAUGACAAAUAUUUCGCCUUAUGAACUUUAUUUAACAAAUAACACAUUUAUAUUUUCUAUUACAUAACUAUCCAUUGGAAAUUAUUAUUUCUAGGUUUAAAUACGAAUAAAAUUAACAAAAACUAGCGAAAUCAGAUCCAGAUACGAUCAAUUAAAUUCAAUUUAAAUAUAACGGUUGCAAUUAAAUAAAAUGUACAUUUAUUAGAUAGUAAACGAUUUGUCCAUAAAGUUAUUAGCGAAAUGAAUUAUUUAAAACCAUUAUUCAUGAAUA
Messenger RNA from Hermetia illucens (black soldier fly), 5265 nucleotides. RefSeq names its product restin homolog (gene corn). NCBI's taxonomy places the organism in Eukaryota, Metazoa, Arthropoda, Insecta, Diptera, Stratiomyidae. Bases 648 to 4271 code for a protein of 1207 amino acids. The record is from RefSeq and is a predicted model, not a curated record. The transcript has 11 exons.